Molecule: messenger RNA, 1076 nt
Organism: Pseudoliparis swirei
Lineage: Eukaryota; Metazoa; Chordata; Actinopteri; Perciformes; Liparidae
Product: glutathione-specific gamma-glutamylcyclotransferase 1-like
Exons: 3
Coding region: 189-815 (208 amino acids)
Biological process (GO): glutathione catabolic process
Cellular component (GO): cytoplasm
Molecular function (GO): gamma-glutamylcyclotransferase activity; glutathione specific gamma-glutamylcyclotransferase activity
Source: RefSeq, a predicted model, not a curated record
CGUGUCUACACGGUGUUUCUGAUAAACAAAAUUACAGACUCUACGCUUUCUACACAACUGCACUAAGAUUAGGAUUUAGGAAAUCUGUGUAAUAGCGACUGUCAGAUUUCUUGGAAUGUAUAGGACGAUAGAAACACGAGAGGAAACAGGAGAGCAGCUACAAGCGCUGACAGCUGUCUCGUUUUUCAAUGAAACCUCUGGACAGUAUGAAGGGAAAGAGCAACCUGUGGAUAUUUGGAUAUGGCUCCUUAGUCUGGAAACCUGAUUUUGCAUUCAAGAUGAGCAAAAUUGGCUUCAUCAAAGGAUACAAGAGGCGCUUCUGGCAUGGAGAUACAUUUUAUCGAGGGGACGAGGAAAAGCCAGCUAGAGUGGCCACACUAGUAGAGGAUGAGGAGUCUUGCACAUGGGGAGUGGCCUACGAGGUGACGGACUCCCAGAUUGAAGAGUCCCUUCAGAAGCUGAACAUGAGGGAGGUGGUGUUGGGGGGGUACAUCACAGAGACGGUGGAGUUCAUCCCUAAGGAGAAGGGUCAGGGUGCUCUGUUGGCCCUCGUCUACAUUGCUACUUCUGACAACCCCAGCUUCCUCGGCCCGGCCUCAGUCAAGGAGAUUGCCGCCCAGAUUGCCACCUGCAGAGGGAACACGGGCCACAAUAUUGAAUACGUGGUCCGCCUGGCAGAGUUCAUGAGGCUCUACUGUCCGGAGGUAGAGGACGAGCAUCUCUUUUCUCUUGAGGCGACAGUUCUGAACAUUUUCCAUGACUGCGGAGGGAUCGAACCCCCCGACCAAAAGUCCAUUCUGCCGGGCGCUACAUAAACGACUACAUCUUACUUCAUCAAACAAUUGUUCAUCUUUGAAUUACUGGUUGAAAGGGAUUUUUUUAUUUUUAUGAUUUGCUGUCAAGGAAAAUGAAACAGUGGUGACAUUUUCUGUGGCUUAGCUUUCAGCUUUUAGGUUGUGACAAAGCCUCACAGAGUUAUGACCUUUACUUUCUGACUUCAUGUUUUUCAAUGGUUGAAGACAGCACAUUUGUACUGUGUACAUUCAUAUAUUCUAAUAAAAACACUGAAAUCUGCA